GUGUCGCUGGGACUUCGUGAAACGAACGCAUCCAGCAGUGUGGCGGUGUCUGUGCGCAGCUGCCGAGCUGCUGGCCGUGCAGAUCAUGCAGGCGGAGAACAUUCUCAACAACCAGACGCUGUACUGGACGUGCAACGCCUUCGCGCCCAUCGACGAGGACCGCGUGAUACUCGAGAAGGCGAAGCUCAGGUCUCUCUCGAUCCGGCGGCUGGAGGAUAUCCUCUCGAAGCACUACCAGGCGUGCCCCCUGGUGGCCGCAGGAACCGUUCUCGCCAUGCAGGGACCCGCCAUCGAGGUCGACUACCGAGUGCACGAGGCAGCGGUGAACACCCUCCGCACGAGCGUCCGCGUGCUGUCAAGCCUGCCGACCAAGACGAGGCGUGUUAUGCAAGAACUGCCCAACGUCAUAAGGUCCGUUCUCAAAGGGGAAUCCCUUAUCCUGGCGCACAGGGGAAGCGUUGAGACCCGUGAGCAAGUGUGCAACCUGUCGAGCGAGGCGAUGUCCGUGAUGGACGACACGGUGAACCUGGUGGUGCAAACGCAGCAGGGCGCCAGCGGCGACCGCGCCGUCUACAUGGCCAGCGGCAUCUCGCUCUGGUACUCGCGCGUCGACGUCGCCCAGAUGCGGCGCAAGAGCACGCUCUACGUCAAGCCGAGGAUAAUGCUCACCUACGACAAGGCCAUCUACGCGUACUCCAAGUCGCUGUCCGUCGUGGUUACGGUGUACCAGAAGAACCCGUUCCACUGCGCCAUGACCAUCGGCCCGAUCACCACAGACCUGGUGAGGCCUUACAUCAGGGACGAGGCGACCGGCAUGCGAAUACGCGGCACCACCGACAGGAGGCGCACCAUGCGGGUGGCGCUGCAGCCCGAAGCGGCGCACAGCGACGAGUCCAUGGCGAAACUCACGGCCAGCACCAUGAUGAUUGUCAAGUUCAAGCUUCCCAAAAGCGACGGCGCCAUCGUGGUCAAGAUUCACCCCGAGUUCAUCAAGUACUUCUUCAUGGCAUUCGUGCACACGGGCUCGGAGCCCAGCACCCGGGACUUGUCGCAGGGCCAGAUGUACGUGCUGCACCCGCUCGCCAGCUUCGUGGUCGUCAUGCCCGAGGAGUACAAGGCGCGCGAGGGAGACGAGAUGUACGUCACGUUCGUGCCGCUCGUCGAGCGGUCGGUCAAGGCGCUCAACUUCAAGGACGUCAAGUACCCCUUCUGGCACCGCAGCGACAUGUACAUAUGGUACUCGGUGUCGGCCAUGCACUGGUACUGCGUCAACAAGAGCCCCGACGGCGGCAGCUUCAGCACAAGCGAGGGCUGCGCGUUCUCGAACGUGAGCCGGCUGGGCGAGAUCAUCUGCGAGUGCCACCAGAACGCGACGGCCAUCGCGGGCACCUCGACCAAGGUGACGUUCACGACGCACCUCAAGCCGCUGGAGAACGUGUCCACCGAGGCCGGCGGUCCCGGCGAGAAGGAGGAGCCCAACUUCUACUUCCUCCAGUACCUCAUCCCCAUCCUGCUGGCCGCCCUGUGGGUCAACUUUGUCGUGCUCUUCUACUGGACCAUGAAGAUAGCCGAGAUAGACGAGCAGACGGGGGCAACGGCCAUAGCGCCGGAAAACAAGGCUGGCAACAAGGAAGUCUACGUCUUGAUAUUCCAGACCAGUUACGUGCAGUACGCCGAGACGACGGCCAAGAUCCAGGUCGAGCUGCACGGCACCGAAGGCACGUCGGGAAAGUUCACGCUGCGCGACCCCCGCUGCAACCCGUACUUCCUGCUGGCCGGCAGCACCAACGGGCUGCUGCUUACCACGCAACAGACGCUGGGGAACAUCAUCGUGCUCAGCAUCUUCUCCGACAGCGAGGGCACCAGGCCGAGCUGGCACUUAAAGAAGGUCGACGUGUUUCACGAGGGCACGCCGGAAAAGUUCCUCUUCGUGGUGGAUAAGUGGCUUCGGUUCCAAGAUCAGGACCACGCCGACAUCCUGCCUUUCGUGGAGGGCCACGGCAAGAAGAUGUCCAUCAUGUUCCAGCUUACCUUUCCCAGGGUGUUUCGGCUGUGCCACCUGCUGGUGAGCGUGUUUGCGUGGCCCAGUGGCAGCCGCUACACACGCCUCCAGCGGCUGGUCACCAUACUGUUCCUGGGCGUGCUCACCAUGUUCAUGGCCAUGGUGCUGCGCGGCUUCCAUCCGGUGCCCGGCGAAGUUGAACCCGGAUUCGCCAAGGAGGCCGAGCGCGGGUGCAUCAUCGCGGCCGUCGUUUUCAUUGCCGGGGUCAUCCUGCAGAUUCUGUUCACGUUCUCGAAGCAGAUGCCGCCGGAGAAGGUCCGGCUGGCCUCUCGCGACAGCCACGCCGAGGCGGCCAAGACUGCGCGGGUGCUCACCACCACCAAGUACACGCAGUACACCCGCAACCCGGAGAUCAAGAUCGCCUACGAAAUGCCCGAGUACCGCGACGAGAGCGCCGCCGCGGUCGCCAGGGACGCCAGGUCGUUGUCGCUGGCCGAGGAGCGCGUCGAGGAAGGCAUCCUGCCGACGCCCUUCCUGUACAUCGGGCUGCUGGUGGCCCUCGUGCUGUCCGUCGUGCUGUCGGGCUUCAUGGUGCCCAUCGGCCUCAAGUACACGUACAACGCGAACGUCUCCUGGUUCAAGUCGCUCAUCGUCGCCAUUUUGCUCAACAACAUAGUCAUCGACGUCAUCAAGUCUAUCGGCGUGGCCGGCUACGUGGCCAGCAGAAAGAAGAAGUAGCCACAUCGUCAUUUCGCCCAUCUGCUCAUCGAUACCUUGUCCCUUCAGUGCUUUACCUUUUGUCUCAUGUGUGUGCUCGCGCCAAUAAAGGUGAAACAUC
Messenger RNA from Dermacentor andersoni, 2840 nucleotides. RefSeq lists its product as uncharacterized. Gene Ontology annotation, molecular function: protein binding. The record is from RefSeq and is a predicted model, not a curated record. NCBI's taxonomy places the organism in Eukaryota, Metazoa, Arthropoda, Arachnida, Ixodida, Ixodidae.